This is a messenger RNA of Lolium rigidum, 4650 nucleotides long. Its product is annotated as putative disease resistance protein RGA4. Lineage: Eukaryota; Viridiplantae; Streptophyta; Magnoliopsida; Poales; Poaceae. The transcript is spliced from 7 exons. Gene Ontology annotation, molecular function: ADP binding. The record is from RefSeq and is a predicted model, not a curated record. The coding region runs from base 121 to 4296 and encodes 1391 amino acids.
GCAAUGUAGGCGACGUGGUUGAGCGGCUACGACGGCGAAGACCUGAAGGAGAAGGGCACCAAAGCUCUUCUCUUUGGGGUUUGCUUGCAUCUAUUGCUCUACAAGCAAAACGCAGCGAAAAUGGGGAUGGUCCUGGAUGCUUUUGCAUCCUACGUGCAAAGCAUGCUGACGGAGAUGGUGACUGAAGAGGUGCACAUGCUGCUUGGAGUCGGAGACGAGAUCGAAAAGAUGGGCGUCAAGCUUAGGGACCUCAAGAACUUCCUCGCCGAUGCUGAUAGGAGGAACAUCACUGACAAGACCAUGCAAGAGUGGGUGGCAGAGCUCAAACGUGCCAUGUACGAAGCUGCUGACAUCCUCGACCUAUGCCAACUCAAGGCCAUGGAGCAAGGUCAAUCCCCCGUAGAUGUUGGGUGCUUCAACCCCUUGCUCUUUUGCAUGCGGAAUCCAGCCCAUGCCCACAACAUCGGCACUCGCAUCAAGGAGCUCAAUAAGAAACUCGGCAUCAUCAAGGAGCGAGGCGAUGCUUUCAGCUUUAUCAAUCUUGGUUCCUGUGACGAUCUUAACAGCAGGGUGCAUGCCUCUCAUUCUGGUAUUCGCAGCCGUGAGACGUACGGAGACUUUAAUCGCUCGGAUGUAGUCGGCGAGAAGAUCGAACUAGACACAAGAGCAAUCGUUGAUAUCAUGCUGGCUGAAAAAGAGGGCAACGCCAAUAUCAUGGUUGUAGCAAUUGUUGGGGUUGGCGGAAUAGGUAAGACCACUCUUGCCCAGAUGGUAUUCAAAGAUGAAAUCAUUAAUGCAGAAUUCGACAAGACAAUAUGGUUGAGCGUCAACCCGAACUUUGACAAGGUUGAACUGAUCAAGACAAUCAUCACGCUCACCGGAGGAGAAUACGGUGGUGGAACGGCGUUGGCUGUGCUUCAGCCAAUCCUUACUACUACCGUGAAAGGGAAGAAGCUAUUUAUAGUGAUGGAUGAUGUGUGGAGCCCCAUAGCAUACAACGACGUGCUUGGAAGUCACUUGGCUAAUGUUGUUGCUCGAGGUAGCAGAAUCCUCGUCACUACUAGAGAUGAAAGAGUUGCUCGAGGGAUGAAAGCUAUGCUUCCCUACCACCGCGUCGACAAGUUAGAGGAGGAUGAUGGCUGGUCAUUGCUCAAGGACCAGAUAGUCUCUUGUGAAACAGAUGGACAUGAAAUUGAUACACUCAAGGAUAUUGGGUUGCAAAUUAUAGAAAAAUGUGAUGGUUUACCUCUUGCUAUCAAAGUAUUGGGAGGACUCCUAUGUCAGAAAGAUAAAACUGAAUUGUUUACAAAACAUGCCGUUGUCGGCAUGUGGAUUAGUGAAGGAUUUCUUCACGGAACGUCAGACAACUUGGAAGAAUUAGGAAGCAAGUACUAUAAGGAGCUGAUAGCAAGGAACCUUUUAGAGCCAAAUGCAAAAUACGCUAAUCAAUCUGUUUGCAGCAUGCACGAUGUUGUUCGCUCAUUUGCUCAAUUUGUGUCUAGAGAUGAGGCGCUAGCGGCUCAUAGUGGAGAAACUAAUAUUGGAAGUAAGCUUAGUGCACACAAGUUUCUUCGGUUAUCCCUAGAGAGCGAAUCAUCAGAGUCAGAUGGAUUAGACUGGAGUUAUUUACAAACACAAACAAUAUUGAGAACACUAAUAUUAGUUGGCCAUAUAAAUAUGAAGUCUGCAGAUUUGCUGGCCCAGUUUAAAGGCUUAAGAAUUCUACAUGCACAUUCAACUGGGGUUGGUGAAUUGGCUAAAUUUUUGCAUGAGUUCAAGCACUUGAGGUACUUGUCCUUGGAGAGUUCUGAUAUAUCUUCUCUACCGGAUAACCUAGGAGAGCUGAAAUUCUUGCAGUUCAUUAGCCUCUAUGGAAGCAAACAUUUUGUGAAGAUUCCUCAUAGCAUUGUACAGUUAAGUCAGCUAAGGCAUCUUAACUUCAGUGGUACAAGUAUAUGUGGCAUACCUAGGGGGUUUUGUGGUCUAACAAAUUUGAAGUUGGUAUUGGGAUUUCCAGCCAUAGAGGAAGGUGAUUGGAGCAGUCUGGAAGAGUUGGGCCCUCUUGAUCAGCUCACUAUGAUUGGGCUAGAGGGAUUAGAGAAUGUAACUGCGCCAUCAUCUGCAGCAAAGGCAAAGCUUGGCGAGAAGGUGCAUCUUACUACACUACAAUUAUUUUGGCGAGAAGGCAUACUAGGAUAUGAUGGAAAUAUUAAACAGAAAGAUAGUGUCUCUGAGGAAGAGCAAGAAAAAACUGAGAAGGUGCUUGAUGAGCUGUGUCCUCCGCCCAACUUACAUUAUCUAUCCAUCGCGGGGUAUUUUGGCCAACGGUUCCCAUGGUGGCUGAUGUCAUCAUCAGUUGUGUCCCUCAAGAUCUUGAGGGUUCUGUUGAUUGAAGAUUUGGCUUGCUGCACACUACUUGCCAAUGGCCUAUGUCAGCUCCCGUAUUUGGAGAUCUUUCAGAUCAACCGUGCUCCAGCUAUUAAGCGUGUCGGACCUGAAUUUCUGAGGUCCAACCAUCAGCAAAGUCUGGGUCCUUCACAUGUGGCCGUUGCGUUUCCGAAAACACGUGAGAUGAAAUUAAUUCGGAUGGUGGAAUGGGAAGAGUGGGAAUGGGAGGAGCAAGUGCAAGCUUUUCCUGUCUUGCGGGAACUUAUGCUGAAGCACUGUAAAUUGAUGAGUCUUCCUCCUGGCCUAUCCUCCCAGGCAAAGGCUUUAAAUAAAUUAAUCAUACGGUAUGUCCAGGGUCUCACAUAUGCAGAGAACUUUGCAUCCCUGGUCAGGCUAGAAGUAACUGCACUUCCUAACCUGGAGAGGAUUACUAAUCUUCCCAGCUUGCAACUGUUAAGCAUCGAAAAGUGCCCAAAGCUGAAGGUGCUAGAGGGUGUUCCUACACUCCAGAAGCUCUUGCUCCAAGAUAGAGACAUGGAGACACUCCCGGAAUAUAUGGGAGUUAUAAAUCCAAGGUGUUUGGAGCUAUCCUGUAGCCUGGUGUUGCUCUUAUCCAUAGCCGCGGGACAAUCUGGUCCUGAAUGGGACAAGUUCAGCCACGUUGAGCAUGUGAAGGCAUAUGCACAUGAAGGAGGUAUUGUAAAGAAAUGGUAUGUUUUGUACACAGCCAACCCCUACAACUUGGAGACAAAUGUCAGCCCAUCUUUCAUGUGUGCAGGAACCUUGUCUUGUUUUGAGGACGCGCAAGGAUUUGAGUCUGUAUUCAAAAUGACAAGGGGAACCUUUAACUACAUCUGCAGCUUGGUGCUUGGUCCGACUAUGGAAGAUAUGAACAACUACACAUUUACUGACGGGAGGGUGUUGUGUUUACAGGAUCGAGUGGCAGUUGCUCUGAUAAGGUUGUACUCCAGUGAGCCAUCAGAGAUCUUGGGAUCCUCUUUUGGUGUGCAUGAGUCAACCAUGAAGUUGGUAACUGAUCAGUUCAUUGCUGCUAUGUGCAAGGAAGCAAUACGCCACAUAUACUGGCCAUACUCUAAAAUGGAUAAGAUCAAAGGCAGGUUUGGUAAGAUCCACAACAUGCAUAAUUGUUGCGGUGUGAUAUGUACAACUGACAUCCCAUUUCGAUCAAACUGCGACCAUGAGAAGAAUGAAAGCAUUCUAAUGCGAGUCAUCGUUGAUCCAGAUAUGAGGUUCACGGAGAUUUGGUUGGAAUGGGAAGGUAGCAUGAACUGGUCUAGCAAAUGCCAGGGAUAUGACAUCUUCGAGGACUGCGAGAAGGGUAUUGUUCUGAAUGGCAGUAAGCUAAAGGUAGCAUUAGAUGGAUCAGCAGUCGGGGAAUACAUAAUUGGUGAUGCAAGUUACCCUCUUCUCCCGUGGCUACUCACACCUUACCAGGAAGAAGGCCUCUCAGACUCCAAGUCAGAGUUCAAUAGGAGACACUCCGCAGCCACAACCUGCCUGACCAAGGUGCUGGUAAGGUUCCAAGAUACAUGGAAAUUCCUCCAGGGGGAGACGUUGUGUCCUGUCAAUGCGGAGACUCUAGCUGUUUCAAUCUAUGCCUGUUGCUUGUUGCAUAACAUAAUCAUAGAUAUGGAGGAUGAUGCAGCAAUGCCAAGCACUGGGGAGAGAAAUUACGAAGUGCGUCAGUUAGUAGAUGAGGAUGCUGUUAGGGCGAGGGAUAUGCUGUCGCAAUACUUCUGGAGCAGCAUGCCAUCCGCAUCGGAAGUCGGCUCAGAGGAUGUAGAGGAACACCCUGAAGUAGCCGCAUCGGGCUUAGGAGAUGAAGACAAGGAUCAACAGGUGCAGACAAGAACAGCAGAGGAAGAGAGCCAAGAGAUCAUUCUCUAAAAAUACUUCUUUCUGCCACAUCUUCCAUUUUCGUUCAAGUAAAAUGGGAAGCUUACAUCGUGCUGUUUGGAGCUUUUGAAUACAUGAAUCUGGAGCAGCCCAAGCAAUGAAGCAAGAGACUACUUUGAUGCUACAGCAUGAAUUGAAGUUCAACGUUUUUUUAAAUUUUAGUAAUCUAUCUAAUUGGCUAGAGAUCUCGUUUCCCAAAGGGUCAAAUACAAGUGCUGUAGUAUGUUUUCUAUGCAUGAGCUACAAACUUUUAUGUGUUGAAAAAACCGAUAUUCUAGUGUGCAUGAGGACUAUCUGUGAUUUCUAUCGAACAGUUGAUGUAAACUGAAAAAUAUGCAAACAUAA